Tetrahymena thermophila SB210 is the source of this 900-nucleotide messenger RNA. RefSeq lists its product as hypothetical. The record is from RefSeq and is a predicted model, not a curated record. NCBI's taxonomy places the organism in Eukaryota, Ciliophora, Oligohymenophorea, Hymenostomatida, Tetrahymenidae. The transcript has 2 exons.
AUGGUUAUAGUAAAACCUAUCACAAAUCCAUACUCUUCAUUAAUUUACCCAAGAUAGAACGAAUUUGGAAUAGUGAAUGAUUAAUUAGUUUAGACAAGCAAUCCUUGCUAAGUUAAAGCAUUCUAAUAUGAAGGAUCCAUAAAAUUAUUAUUAUUAUUAGAGUAGUCAUAAAUAAAAGAGGUAGAAAUAUAGAUUUUAAAUUCAUAAUAAAAGACAAUUUUUUAGUAUGUUUUUGAAAAAUAUAAUGCAGUGUCAUUUAAAUUCAAGCUAUUCAGAUUUAUUGAGUUUUAUGGACUUGGAGAAGUGUUUAAGUAAUUAAAAACUCCGAAGUCCAUAGUUUAACCAUUCCAUUAAGAGCUUGCAAAAUAAACUGGAUUGUUGACAGUAAAAUUGAAUUAGCUAGAAAAAUCAAAUUAAGCUGUACUUUCUGAAUAAACAGUUAUAUUAGAGCUCCAAAAUCCUUUUUAUUUAAUUAAUUUAACAGUAAAAUUACUCUAGAAAUAUCCAUUUAGCCAGUCUAGACUUAAAUAAAACCAUUAAUUACUGAGAUUGUCUAAACCAGUAAUUAUAGGGAAAUUAUUUUUUUUAUAAACAGAAUCUCCUGUAUUUUAGUAAUUAAGCAAAAUCGAAUUACUUGUGCAACUUACUCCAAUUUAUGUUCUUUAAUCUUAUGAAAAAACUUCAAAUAAAGAAUAAACCACUUAAUCUUGCAUAGAAUUAAUAUAAAACCAUGCUUAUACGACCAUAUUUAUACGCGCAUCAUGUGUUAACCUAGGAUCUUUAAAGAAAUUAUAGGGAUAAAUUUGUUAACUGCUUAGAGUUUAAUUUUUUGUGACUUCUAUGUUUAAUCCUGGUUUUAUAUUCUACUAGCUUGAAGCCAUCACAUCUUAUAUUGUAUGA